Molecule: messenger RNA, 5066 nt
Organism: Poecilia latipinna (sailfin molly)
Lineage: Eukaryota; Metazoa; Chordata; Actinopteri; Cyprinodontiformes; Poeciliidae
Product: glypican-6-like
Exons: 10
Coding region: 403-2094 (563 amino acids)
Biological process (GO): cell migration; regulation of signal transduction; regulation of protein localization to membrane
Cellular component (GO): synapse; extracellular region; plasma membrane
Source: RefSeq, a predicted model, not a curated record
CUAGAUUCCACUCCAUAUUUUGUGUCCCGCUCUGUCCUGCCGGUCCGUCUGAUCCGAACACGCAGCGCUUUCCAGCAGCCCUCACCAUUUCCACUUCAGCGCAGCCUCCACAGGGGCUCCUUUCGCUGGACCAAGUUGAGCCACCUUCUUGAAUUCAUGUGGCACCUACACAGUCCUUUUCUCUGCGCCACUUAUUCUUGGCCGCGCUUCGACUUGCCGCUCUGCUCCGGGAAAUGUGUCGGUAGACAUUCAUACUAGUUGAGCUCCAAACAACAUAUACAUGAGCAGUCAUUAAGUACCUGCGGACCUGCUGCAGGAGGGGGGAGUUUUAUUUUUAUUUUUUUUUUUUAAUUUUACGGCUGGGAACCCGAAAUCACUGAAGGACCUUUGCACAAGUGAACAAUGCUGAGACUAGAGACUAUCAUCUGCACUUUUUCUGUGCUGUCAGUCGCAGCAAGAGCAGAUUUUAAAGCACGGAACUGCAGCGAGGUGAGGGACGCUUGCCUUGAGAGGGGCUUCGCCUUCGCACAUGUUCCUCACCAGGAGAUCCCAGGAGAAGAUCUGCGUGUUUGCACCUAUGAACACACCUGUUGUACCCAAGAAAUGGAAGACCGAUUUGGUCAGCAAAGCAAGCUGGACUUUGAAAAUCUGCUUGAUGAAACCAGUCACACGUUGAGAAGCACAUUUGUCUCCAGACAUAAAAGAUUUGACGAAUUCUUCCUGGAGCUUCUGGAGAACACGGAGCGGUCCCUGAAUGAGAUGUUUGUGAGGACCUACGGCAAGCCUUAUAUGCAGAACGCGGAGGUCUUUGAGAACCUGUUUGCCGAGCUCAAGCGCUACUACACGGGAGGGAAUGUUAAUCUGGAGGAAAUGCUUAAUGACUUUUGGUCCCGGCUGCUGGAGCGCAUGUUCACACUGCUGAACUCCCAGUACGUCAUCACUGAGGACUAUCUGGAGUGUAUCAGUAAGUACACGGACGAGCUCAAGCCAUUUGGAGAUGUUCCCAAGAAGCUCAAGGCUCAGGUUACCCGUGCAUUCAUCGCUGCACGCACAUUCGUCCAGGGACUCUCUGUAGGUCGGGAAGUGGCCCAGAGAGUGUCAAAGGUAAACAGCACUCCAGCUUGUAUACGAGGGCUGACAAAAAUGCUGUACUGUCCCUUUUGUCGUGGUUUGCCGGGAGUAAAACCCUGCAAGAAUUACUGCCUUAACGUGAUGAAGGGCUGCCUGGCAAAUCAAGCUGAUCUGGAUCCAGAGUGGAACCAGUACAUCGAUGCCAUGCUGCUGGUGGCGCAGAGGCUCGAAGGGCCUUUCAACAUUGAAUCUGUCAUGGAUCCGAUUGAUGUCAAGAUUUCAGAGGCCAUCAUGAAUAUGCAAGAUAACAGUGCCCAGGUUUCUUUCAGGGUUUUCCAAGGCUGUGGCCAGCCGAAACUUGCAGAAAUCUCGAGGUCUGCUCGUGGUACUUCGGAUGUGUUCAACGCCCGCUUCAGGCCCUACAACCCGGAGGAGCCGCCCACCACUGCAGCUGGCACAAGCCUGGACAGACUGAGGAUGGUUUGGAGGACGAUGCAAUUCAGUGUUGUCGACAUAAAAGAGAAACUGAAAUUGUCCAAGAAGUUCUGGUCGAGUCUGCCCGAGGCAAUGUGUGUGGAGGACAGAGUGACUGCCGGAAACGCCAGUGAUGACGAUUGCUGGAAUGGACACACCAAGGGAAGAUACUUUCCUGAAGUCCAAAAGGACGGCCUAACCAACCAGAUGAAUAACCCCGAGGUGGGUGUUGACAUCACACGACCCGACACCUUCAUCCGUCAGCAGAUCAUGGCUCUGAGGGUGAUGACCAACAAGCUGAGAAACGCAUACAAUGGCAAUGACAUCAGCUUUCAGGACUCAAGUGAUGAAGGCAGUGGCUCAGGCAGCGGAAGCGGCUGCACAGAGGGCUGCACCACGGACAUGUACAGCGCUGCCACCGAAACCCCAGUGGUGAGAGCCGACCGGAGCGGGCCUAUGGAGGACUCUGCCCCGCACCAUGCACCAUCCAUAGCACUGCCCACCAUGCUGGCUCUGCUAGCUCUAACUUUGCACCGACAAUGGAGAUAAUGAUGGAGCAACAAGCGAGAUAUGGACUGCAGGGUUUUUGUCCCCCUUUUUUCUCCUCUCUGGCAGUUUUUGUAUUCAAGCACAUUGGAGCCACAGUCAAGCAAAGAGCAUUCAGCCUACCAGCGUUGAUGCUGCAGGAUUCUGCUCUGAGAAAGAGAGUAGUCAUCCAUAUCACGGUUUUCCACUUUUCCAAAGAUCAUGCAGUGCCAUCCCUAGACUUUAUAUUUCAUGAAAUCAUUUCAGUUUCUAAAACUGAUGAGGAUCCAACAAACUCUUCUUCAGAGAUUUUAUUUUGAAAAACAAAAAAAAAAUCUUUACAUUUAUUUCACAUAUGGCGAAUAUAAACAUAGGUUUCCAAUUGGAAAAAAUAAAUAUAGUAUGCACUUUGAGGGUUUUUUUUGUUGUUUUUUUUUUGUUGUUUUUUUUUUAUUGAAUUUUUUUGUCUGAAGAAAAUGUAAAAAGAGAUGUGGUUAAAUUAUGCACCUUAAAAAGGUACAAUAAGCUUAAUAAAUGUUUAGAUAAUAUAUUUUAAAGAGGUGAUGAUCAUCUAAGUGCAAAAGGAUUCAGGAACCGCUUUGGUUAGAAUUUAAUUACAUAGAACAUUAAGCCAUUUACUGAUUUGUGAAGGAAAAACAAUUCUUUUAAAUUUCCUUUUCUGUGAAUGCAAAUUCAGAGUUGUGCUUCUUUAUCUCUCUUACAGUUUCAAUCGUUUUGGGCUGUAGAUGCAUCUAUUGUUUUAAACAGAAUCUGCACAAACUUAUAAAUACUCACAAAAUCUGUUCAGCAGUGGCCUUGCGCUACAGCUGACUUGAAAGGUUAGGAUUAACAUUUUAUUUACUUUGCCUUGCACCAACUCCAUAAUCUGCAAAAUAUGCUCAUAUCUUGCCAGUUUCUUAACUUAGCUUCAGCAGUGGAAAACCUAAAAUCAUUUUUAAGACGUUUUUUUUUUUUUUUUUUUCUUCUUCUCUGUUUUAUCUGCAGAGAAGAUGCUACUAAUUUACUGUUAUGUAGCUCUAUGGUUAAACAGCUCUGUUAACAUUUUGUUUAAGAUGUGAUCACUCAGUAUAGUUUAAAAUAUUUACUUCAAGUUUAAAGGGAUACAUACUGUCAUAAUUUAAUGUCAUCAAUAAUUGAACAGGUAGGAAGUGGCUACAGUGGCUAAUUAUUAAUCUUCUACUGCAACCAUAAGGGGCUUUUGUGGAUUAUUUUUUUUAAGCUGGGUUCUGUUGAGAGGAAAUGGCCCAUCAGUAAUUUACCUUUAAUAGAUAACUCUCUUAGCAUCUUAACAUUGAUGAAAGAUGAGAAAUUCAAAAGCUUUUAAAUGAUCUAAGAUAUGCAGGAGAUGAUUAUUCUCCUAGCUAAUCAUUAUGAAGACUUUUGCCAUCUGUGGUCCUUAGCAGUGAUAUUUCUGUACUUAACAAACUUUGAAACAGAAUUGGUUUUUGGUGUUUUUUCCAUUCAAACCAUUGUUGUGCAAGUUCACUUUUCACCAGAACUAGCUGCACUUUCAGUUCACACAGGUUAAAACAGAAUAAGUUCAUAUUCAGAAUUCACCAUUUUAAUGCUUUUUUUUGUACAGUCACACCACAUCAAGUUUCAAUUUACAAUUUCCAACAUUAAUUAGCACGUUGAUUAUUUUGCAGCCUAGCAUUUGCCGGGUGAUUCUCUCUGCUCGCAUGAAAUGUAUUUUAGUUUGACCGAGCUACCAAUAAAGCUCCUCUUAUGCACAGAAUUCCCUGCUUGAAUUGUAAGAGAUCAACAUGUGUGGAUAAUUUUGAUUCUGCUUCUGUACUUGAACUAGAAAAACCUUCACUCGUGAAUUAUUCUCACUGUUAUACUGGCUAUCCUUAUAGCUGGUAGAUGUGACAGAACGCAUUUAAGUGCUGCUUCAGUACAUAGAAAACCUUAACAUGAAUUUUCUGACACAAUACUGAUAGGACUGGAGUAAAGAAACACCUCAACACAAUCUACUCCUUUUAAAUAGUUUAGACCUUCAGCUUAUAAUAUUAGGUAUGUAUGUUUUUACAUCAUCAAUAAAGUCUGAGCAUAAAGACAGAUAAAUGUGUUAGAGAUAAGAGUAAAGCAAACCGGUGCACAGAUACACAUACGUCAAUCGCCAAGUUUGUUUGUUUUUUUCCUUAUAAUAACUCUUUCUGAAUGAAACAGAAAAAAAUGUGUCCUAAAAUGGUUUCCUAAUAGAUGCCUGUGAUAUGUAGCAGGAUAUCACAAGGGUGAUAUCCUGCUUCUGAUCUGAGAAACAGCUUUGUUCAAGUCAGUUGUUUGAAAAAGUUAAUGCCACUUCUGUAAACACCAUUUUGAACAAAGUCAAGUGCAGAUAACACUGAAACAAAAAUAUGAUCCUGUUUUACUUUUUAUCAGUGGAUAACUACUCUGUCAAGAGACACUUCAUAAAGUGUUUCACACAGAAAGGUCAUUCCAAUGGACCAUGGACCGAUACAGUCUUUACUGUAACAAAACAUUAUCUAUUUAACACAGCUAUUAAGUACAAAAUUAAACCCAUUAAACAUGACCUGAUAUUGAACUUUUUCAUAAAUGAUUUGAUAAAGGUAAUAGAUGAUGGCACAUACAGUAUAUACUUGUUAGGAGGUCAAAUAUAAAGUUUUUAACAAAAACACUAAGAGAGUUAUCUACUUCAGGUAACUAAUCUCUAACCAGAAACAGAAACACCUUUCACACCUGUGGCUCUAAAGACAAUCAAAUUAGGAGAUUUCUAUUGGGCAUCUCAAAUUAGGUUUCCCACUAACAUAUUCCGUUUGAAUUAUAAUGACAUUGUAUGCAAAUAAAAAUUACUGGGUUGGUCUGCAAGAGCAAACCUAUAUUCUUGUGCUGCUGUAAAACUUUACAUGAAUUUAAAUUAACUGACUGUAUCAUGUUUUAGUGCUGCAUCCUCAGAAUAUAUUACACGUAUUUACCAACUAUCAUCAGAUGUUUUCGUACCUACUGGAACUACA